GACUUGGGGUUUACAAAGUGUGGUAGAGACUGAGCCUGUAGAGAGUGCUGGCUGUACCAUUAGUAGAGACUGAGCCUGUAGAGAGUGCUGGCUGUACCAUUAGUAGCUAACUUGUCAUUGCAACAUCAGUGCAGUUGAUGUAAAAUAAUCGUAUUUCAGAUUUUUAUGGAUCCUUUAGGCACAAAUCACAAAGAUGAGAAGGACACUGCUUUCAUUACAGUAGAGGAUGAGAAAGAUGAGAAAGAUGAUAGCGAGACAACAGUGAUAGACGGUGAGGAGGAAUCAGAUGACAAAGCCAAGGAGACUGAACCCCAGCAGCAGAAGGAGCAGGCCUGGGCCCCCACUACCUACUCCAAGUUUGGUAAAGAGGUGUUUUGCUACGUAGGAGAGGAGAUCAGCAUCUUUGAGGCCUUGGACUCUUACGGUGCUGUCACCUGGCCAGCGGCGUUGGCUCUGUGUCACUACCUAGAGACCAACGUUGAGCAGUUGAACCUGGUGGACAAGGCAGUGCUGGAGCUAGGAGCAGGUCCUGGCCUAGUGUCUAUUGUAGCCACACUCCUAGGUGCCUGGGUCACAGCUACAGACCUACCAGAGAUCAUAGGUAACCUGAGAGCCAACCUGCUCCGUAACACAAGAGGGCGCUGUAGGAACACUCCCCAAGCUGCAGCUCUGUCCUGGGGUCCUGACGUGGAACGCAUCUACCCCAGAUCUGUCUAUCGCUAUGACUACGUGCUGGCGGCUGACGUGGUGUAUCACCAUGACUACUUGGAAGAGCUGCUGUUCACCAUGAGAUACUUCUGCCGUCCAGGAACCACUCUGAUCUGGGCCAACAAGGUCCGCCUCAAGACAGACCUGAGCUUCACAGAGAACUUCCAGAACACCUUCAACACCACACUGCUGGCUGAGAUUGGAGAAGUAAACAUAUUAAUGGGCACGUGUCGAGAAACAGAGGAGAAACCAGAGCUAGACCCAGGAAAACAACAGGAAGAGGAGGAGGAACCAGAGCUGGACCCAGGAAAACAACAGGAAGAGGAGGAGGAACCAGAGCUAGACCCAGGAAAACAACAGGAAGAGGGGAAGGAACCAGAGUUGGACCCAGGAAAACAACAGGAAGAGGAGGAGGAGGAACCAGAGCUGGACCCAGGAAAACAACAGGAAGAGGAAGAACCAGAGCUAGUCCCAGGAAAACAACAGGAAGAGGAGGAGGAACCAGAGCUAGACCCAGGAAAACAACAGGAAGAGGAGGAGGAACCAGAGCUGGACUCAGGAAAACUACAGGAAGAGGAGGAACCACAGCUGGACCCAGGAAAACAACAGGAAGAGGAGGAGGAACCAGAGCUGGACUCAGGAAAACUACAGGAAGAGGAGGAACCACAGCUGGACCCAGGAAAACAACAGGAAGAGGAGGAGGAACCAGAGCUGGUCCCAGGAAAACAACAGGAAGAGGAGGAGGAAGAACAUGUCUGUUUACAGGUGGGGGAAAAUGGUUUAGAGGAAAAGGAGGAAGAGUUUGAAGCAGAUCAAACAACUGAGAAUGAGGAAGAAGACGAGACGCAGAAGGAGGGACUGAAAGAGGAGAACAAGGACAGAGAAAACCAGGUAGACUCUCAGGUUUGCAGAGACGACGAAGAGCAGCAAAAUUCUGCUGGCUCACGUUCUACCUCCGAAUCAGAGCUUGAGGGUCUUGAGGAGGCAGACACUCAGGACUCAAAUGUCCAACGGGAGGAGAGACCAGUCUGGGUCGAACAGUUUGUUGUGGAGGCAGAUAAAAGGUCAGAGGAACAAGACAACAGUUUGGAGGAGGAAGCUGAUGCAGCUGAUGGCAGUAGCCAAGCAUGGGAGAAACAGACGUUGGAACAUAGUGAUGAAGGAUAUGGGGAUGAUGAUGAUGCAGAAAACACUAACUCCCGCUGUAGCACCGAAGCGACUGACGAAGACAUCGAGGAGCUGGACACCAAGGAUACAGGAGAUGCCCAGCUGGAUAAUACCCACGUCCCCUGGAUACGACUGGACAGAGAGGUCUACUUCUAUGCUGGGCACAAAAUCAACAUCGUCGAGGCAAUGGACUCCCAUGGCGGAGUGAUAUGGCCAGCAGCGUUGGCUCUAUGUAACUACCUGGAGACCAAUACUGAUGUGAUAGAUCUGAAAGGAAAGCAGGUUUUGGAACUGGGAUCAGGGACAGGAUUAGUGUCUAUCGUCGCCAGUCUACUGGGUGCCCAGGUGACAGCCACCGACCUCCCAGACGUCCUUAGCAAUCUGAGAUACAACUUGCUCCGAAACACCAGAGGGCGCUCUAAAUAUACACCUGAGGUGACAGCUCUGUCCUGGGGUCCUGAGGUGGAACGCACUUACCCACGAUCCGUGUAUCGCUAUGACUACGUGCUGGCGGCUGACGUGGUGUAUCACCAUGACUUAGAGGAGCUGUUGGUUACCAUGAAAUACUUCUGUCGUCCAGGAAACACUCUGAUCUGGGCCAACAAGGUCCGCCUCAAGACAAACCUGGUAUUCACUGAAGACUUCAAGAACACAUUCAACACCACCCUGCUGGCUGAGAUGGGAGAGGUUAAGAUCUUCAAGGCCACAUGUAAAAGGUAGGAAUUAUGGAAAGAAGGAUGAGGAACUACUGUCGACAUCCUGCCGACUGUAACCAAGACUCUUUUCUUCUUCCUCUGAGAAAUGCUUGAAGACAGAAGGCCAUCUUGGCUAAUGAUAAUGGACGUUGAUGGACGACUGAUGUUGUUGUUGAUGUUUGUUCUACUUUCUACUUAGUUGUUACACACGUACUUAGAUAGUUGAUAUUAAUAUUAAAAUGUAUGCACUU
Molecule: messenger RNA, 2821 nt
Organism: Oncorhynchus kisutch (coho salmon)
Lineage: Eukaryota; Metazoa; Chordata; Actinopteri; Salmoniformes; Salmonidae
Exons: 8
Coding region: 166-2595 (809 amino acids)
Source: RefSeq, a predicted model, not a curated record